Anisakis simplex (herring worm) is the source of this 900-nucleotide messenger RNA. NCBI's taxonomy places the organism in Eukaryota, Metazoa, Nematoda, Chromadorea, Rhabditida, Anisakidae. The record is from the annotation of a GenBank genome assembly.
AUGUUUUGGUUGAAUGAUUAUGAAAUGAUGAUGCGACAAGUGAACGAUUUUGCUGGAAUGUUUGGAAUUGAGGUUGAUGACUCUUACCAAUCUGUUCCCGAGUUCUUGAAAACUUUCAUUGUAUGGAAUGAAACUAUCCGUUGGCAUCGCAAUGAUGAGUCAUUUGACGAUUUGCUCAAUCAUAUCAGGAUGCUUUUCAUUUUCAGUGGCAGGGUGAACGUGACAGCAUUUUAUUUCAUAACUGGUUAUUGCAAUACAACAUCUUGGUGGGAUCGUGCUGAAAUGAUGCUAACAUGGCGUGAAGCUGCGAGUCGUUGGAAACAGUUCAAUGUGACCAUCUAUUCGGAGAACUCGCCAGUUUUCGAGGGUAUUUUCGGCCUCAAAGGUACUACCGUCCAAACGGCAACCAUCACUUUGGUUUGUAUGCUCGCCGUUUGCAUUCUGUUCGUACCGUCUACUGCUGGGGUGCUUACGGCUGGCUGGGCGAUUUGUUCGAUUAGUCUUGGUGUGUUCGGAUUUUUGUCAUGGUGGGGUUUGGACCUCGAUCCGGUGACGAUGUCCGCAAUCGUUAUGUCGAUCGGUUUCUCGGUUGACUACACGGCACAUGUCUCGUAUCAUUAUCAGCGGGCACGUCAGUUGCUACCAAUAUCGAGUUCGAAAUGCGAUCGUUUGGUGCAUACACUUGAUUCAAUCGGAUGGCCAAUGAUACAAGCUGCAAUCUCGACACUGGUCUGCUUCUUGCCGGUGGCAUUCCAUCGCGACUACACACCGUCAGUGUUCGUUCGCACAAUAACGCUGGUAGUUGGAUGGGGUCUUCUGCAUGGACUCGUCCUGCUGCCCGCAAUUCUAGCAUUUAUACCAGAUUGUUUGUUCAGCAAACUGGAUCGAAAGUAUGUCGUC